AGAAGAAGAGAACACAGCAAAGGUUUGAUGCUGAUUUAGACAUCCACCAAUUCAAAGAACACAAGACUAAAACUACAAUGACUGUACAAGAUGAGAAGAGAAAGGAUUUACAGAUGCUGAAAGAUUACAAACCAUGGGGAAGGCCUGGGGGUGGUGCACCAGCCAACACCAACGUCCAAAGUGUCCGCAGGACCAAAAACAUGGAUGACUCUAUUCUGGGAAACCAAGGGGAACUUCUGCUGCAGUUUCCUGCCUUUGGUAAGGAAGGCCACGGCGCUCCGAUGCGUACAGACUCCGGUUCACUCAAGACCAGCAUGCGUGCAAACCAUGAUAUCAGAUUCCAAGCUGGUGGGAAGAACAUGCCCCUGAAUGUCCACAACAAAAUCAGAUACACUCAGCCCAAGCAGAAGGGCGUGGAGUACAUUAACGACUUAGGGAAUCUAGCUCUCGAGCAAAGAACCAGGAAAGAGAUCGAAAAGAAGAAAGACUUUGAAGAAGAGAAAAAGACGUGGGAGUACGACCCAUACGGGAAGUCAGGUGGUGGAGCUCCGAUAAAGACUAAUUCAGGCAAGAACAUAGUUGCAAGACAGCGCACGCUAGUCAAGAACAGCUACGAGCUACGGGAGGUGGAGCAGAAACAAGAUAGAAAACGAAGACUCAGUGAAGCAUCUGGUCACGACAAACCUUCAGCUGCCGGCUCUGACUACAGUCCAUGGGGUAAAGGAAGCGGAGCGCCCUCAAGAGACGACGAAGGCAACAUCAGGAGAUACAAAUGGACUGAUGGAGCUAAUGUCACCGAGUUCGUAGAUCCUAACAUCACGGGAGCUUCCCUGGAGACCAAACCCCUAGGAGGCGGGGGACACAAGGUAGAUGCAAAGGGAGAGAAACAAACCAAGAAUCAGCAGACCCUCGUUCACGACCAAAACUCUGGAGGACCUUUGAGAGAUUCGCAUCGCCAUGCAGAACCCCUUGCACGUGAUCCAUCCGGCCCUCCCAGGUCCGGGGAGUAUGCCCCGUGGGGGCGACCAGGUAAUGGUGCACCACUGCGGGACCAGCAAGGGAACAUCAGGACGAUGAACCCCGCCAGGGCUGAAAAAGAUAAGAUGGGUAUUCUGCCGCCUCGGCAGGAAGAGCAGGUGGCCAAGAAAGAGUACCUCAAUCAACUCAAGCGUGAGAUUGAGGACCAGCAUUAUAUCCGUGACAAGGAGACCAAAGAGAUUCGGCAACCAGCUACUGAGGUAGCGACGUGGAUCCGUACUAAGGAAGUAGGCUACCCAAAGAGAGAUCCGGUCACUAGAGCAAUACUACCUGUACAUUACAAACAGACAUCGGAUGUUACUGCCCAGAGAAUGGAUAUUCGUCGACCAGGAAAUCCAGUUGAAUACCAGAGUGAUUUAGAAAGACAAGCUCAGGAACGUUAUCAAUCCAACGCUGCCAAGAAACAAGAAUCAAGAGACCUCUCUGCACAUCAUCAUGAGAGUUUUGGUCAGGUGUGGGGUCGUCCAGGCAACGGUGCCCCGUCCAGCCAGAAUGACCACAAAAGACACAUAAUGGACACGGAGAACACAAGGGGACAGGACCUCUCACUCCAGCCGAGGGUUCAACCACACGGAUCAAGUGCCGUUCAGAAACCCUGGGCCCGCACGACGGCACUGGAAGGCCGCUUUAAACCACAGAGUCAACAGAACUUACCACGGCAAGAGUAUGCAGUACGGGCUCCAUGGGCAUCGAUUUAGCAACUUCCCACCAAUCAAAACAGCCGCUCAACAAUUUGCAUAAUGCUCGGUAUUACUUCCAGAUAACCAAUCAGCAAAGCCGUCCAGUCAUUUGCUAUUCUUAAUGUUAACCGCUCAAACCAGUCGACCAGUCAGAAUAGCAGUUUUAAUUAUAGUGUUGUUACCGGCCUUCUAGAUAGCCAGUCAGAAACCACACAUUAAUUUGCAUAUAUUAAAAUAUAUGCAUAUUUUAAUAUUGAUUACUCUAUUCAUCAUGAGAUCCGUCCAGUAAUUUAUUCCACUAGAACAAAUUAUUCAUACAAGAGGGUGUAUUUUAGUAAAGUGCAAGUUUAUGUGUAUAUAAAUUUUAUACAAAUAUAAUAUCAUGCAUUGAUAGUGUUUUAUUUGUUGUACAAAAAUUUUAUUGAAAUUUAUGUUAACGUGGUGUUUGUUUAUUUAAACAAAUUAAUUGUAUGGCUAAUAUUUUUUUCCAAAACGCCAGAGUAAUCUGAUAUUUGUAUAUUUUGUACUCGCAUUUAAAAAAAAAAUUCAUGAAAAUUACAGAAAGAAAAAUUUCUUGGGUUUUCUAUUGGCUUCCGCGUCUUAUCAAGUUUUAUAAAUCAGCAGUAUUAAAUUGUGUUAUCAGGAGUUCAAUUAUAUGAGAAUAAGUUUGUAAUUCAAGUAAUUUUUAAACUCGGAAAAGUCCAAUGGUUUUAUCAAUAUUUUGGCAAGAUUUUUGUGCAAGAUUUGUUUGUACAUGUAUAUGUAAAAUAAUGAUGUGCCUCUGGGAUGUAUAAUGUUUAUACAUGUACAAUAAUGUAAUUUAUUAUUGAGUCUUAUGUUUACAUGUGCUAUGGUUUUGUUAAAAGAUGCAAUACGUAAUGUAUUUAACACGGUGUUGUGGAAUGUUUAUUAAUUUAUAAUCUGGGAAGUUUCAGGUGGAUUUAAUAGGAACAAGUAACAUUCUUCCAGUCAAAGAAUUUUUUUGCUCUGGAAGUAUCAGAAAAUCCUGCGAUAAUGUUUUGGUUUAAGUUGUUUGGGCUCUUGUCAUUGGGGUAUACUUUUGGUUAUAAUGUAUACUAUCAAGUUACUGGCCACAAAACAACUUACAUACCUGGUAAGCAGCACUGCAGAGCUGUUGAAAGUAUAACACAUUGUGAGAUACAGCUCCCUUGAAUUUGUGUAGUUUUAGAGAAAUAGGAAUUUUCAACCAAAACAAGGCUUCAGGCAUAAAGCUUUUCUCAUCUGAAAGCAGGCUUCUGAAAGCACACCAUUCUUUGCAGCAAGAGUGUUUUUUCAUUAAUCCUCUCGCAACUUUCAGAUUUCUAAAAUCUAGAUUGGGGAGUCUUGAAUCCCUGUUGAUUUGUGGUCCUGUAGGACUCUCGGGAAUUGAGCACUGGCUACAUUGCUUAUCACAAUUAUUCGACAUGCAAUUUUUUUAUUUUGAGUAAUGCUUGUAGAAGAUGGAGUUAAUUUUAUACAUGCAUCACGAAUUAUAAUUUUAUUUUUUUUAAAGUUUUUUUUUGUAUCUUGCCAGUCGCCAGUUAUGUUCAGUGCAUUGUUUUGUGUGCAACGUUCGUUUAAAGAUUCAAAGGUCAUGCCAUGUUGUUUUUUAUUUUGUUAAGUUGCCACGUACCACAGUAGUUUUGUUCAAAUUGUAUUAUUUUUAUUUUGUUACAAUGCAAUGUCUUUACUGCAGUUUGAUGUAUAGUGUGUCUAUUCUGUAUACUUGCCGAAAUGUUUUGUUGAAAUAUUUGCAGAGAUGCCGACCACAAAACCAGUCCAAGCCCGCCUGGUUUUAAGACCCAUAUAUGUUUUUUUUUUUUGUAAAUAGUUAUAGAUUUAGCAACCAGUACUUUUUUUAGUAGCACCAUGGAAUAUUUUCUCUUAUUGACUGUGCAAGUUGUUCGUACACUGGGUCGUAUGAAUAAAAAAUUGUAAUUACUGACAAGUACUAGCAAAAAGUAAAAGCAUAAACUUCUGAAUAGAAUCAUCCAGUAAAAGCAUCUUCUAAAUUCCG
Messenger RNA from Asterias rubens (European starfish), 3735 nucleotides. RefSeq lists its product as uncharacterized. Gene Ontology annotation, biological process: positive regulation of cytokinesis. The record is from RefSeq and is a predicted model, not a curated record. The transcript has 16 exons. Gene Ontology annotation, cellular component: centrosome; microtubule; spindle pole. Lineage: Eukaryota; Metazoa; Echinodermata; Asteroidea; Forcipulatida; Asteriidae. The coding region runs from base 78 to 1736 and encodes 552 amino acids.